Messenger RNA from Kuraishia capsulata CBS 1993, 1401 nucleotides. RefSeq lists its product as uncharacterized. The coding region runs from base 1 to 1401 and encodes 466 amino acids. Gene Ontology annotation, molecular function: histone acetyltransferase activity. The record is from RefSeq and is a predicted model, not a curated record. Gene Ontology annotation, biological process: regulation of DNA-templated transcription. NCBI's taxonomy places the organism in Eukaryota, Fungi, Ascomycota, Pichiomycetes, Pichiales, Pichiaceae. The transcript has a single exon.
AUGGUGAGCGAGGAUUUCGGAGACACAGAAGGAACUCCUUCGGAGCCCGCAAUCAGAGAGGCUGUCCCUGAACAGGCCGACUCAGAUCUUUUCGAGAGCGAAGACAUCAAAGUCGGGUGCAAGUGUUAUGUGUCCAAGGAUGGCGAGUUUAGGCUAGCGGAAAUUCUCUCUGUCCACAUGAGAAAGGGCAGACUGGUGUUUUAUGUCCAUUAUCAAGAGUUCAACAAGCGUUUGGAUGAGUGGAUCGAAAAAGACAGGGUUGACUACAGAAGGCCCUUGCAGAUGCCCAAACCACCAUCUUCGAAGAAGGACAAAGACAAGAAUAAGUCUGCUAAGAAUAAAGUGGGCAAAAAAUCUAAGAGAGACACUUCAAAGUCGGAAGUGACUUCCAAGGAGGACACGCCUGCAACCGGUGAUGUCAUGGAUCUGGACAACCUGGAUGUACAAGGUCUCAGGAAAGAAGGUGAGGAACUGAGUAGAGCAGAUGAGAUUGAAAAACUGAGAACUGGAGGUUCUAUGGCGCAAACAUCCCACAGUGAGGUCUCCAAGGUGAGGAAUUUCUCAAAGAUUAUUAUCGGAAACCACGAGGUUGAACCAUGGUACUUUUCGCCAUAUCCAGUGGAGCUUACAGAUGAGGAGGAGCUCUACAUUUGUGAUUUCACUAUGAGCUAUUUUGGUUCGCGCAAGCAGUUUGAGAGGUUCAGAUCAAAGUGUACCUUGAAACAUCCUCCCGGAAACGAAAUCUACAGAGACGACUAUGUGUCGUUUUUCGAGAUUGACGGCAGGAAGCAGAGAACGUGGUGUCGAAACCUGUGUCUUUUGUCCAAACUUUUUCUGGACCACAAGACUCUUUACUACGACGUUGAUCCGUUCCUAUUCUAUUGUAUGACCAGGAGAGAUGAACUCGGACACCAUUUGGUGGGCUAUUUUUCCAAGGAGAAAGAGAGUGCAGAUGCAUAUAACGUUGCAUGUAUUUUGACUCUUCCUCAGUACCAGAGGCACGGUUAUGGUAAACUGUUGAUCCAGUUCUCAUACGAGUUGUCGAAAGUUGAGGGCAAGACUGGCUCACCUGAGAAGCCUCUGUCGGAUCUGGGUUUACUUUCGUAUAGAGCUUAUUGGGCAGAUACGAUAGUGUCGUUGCUAGCGGAAUCUUCAACUGCAGAGAUGAGCAUUGACGAGAUCUCUUCGCAAACCUCCAUGACUACAACAGACAUUCUGCACACUCUCCAGACUUUGAACAUGUUGAAAUACUACAAGGGCCAGCAUAUCAUCUGUCUUACUGAUCAGGUGAUGGAGUCUUACGAGAAAUUGACCAAGAAGAAGAGACAUCUUCUGGACCCAUCGAAACUUGUUUGGAGGCCUCCUGUGUUCACAGCAUCUCAGCUACGUUUUGGUUGGUAA